AACCGAAAGAAGCGUCGAAAAUCAGUUUCUGUGAAAUUCAGUGACGAAAGGAGACCUUAGACAGUAGUAACAAAUUGCAAAUGCCACCGUCAGAGGCCACACAAUCCGUUAUCCAGUCCAAUUCAAAUAUCAAUUUAACACGUUCAACGCUAGGUAACACACGCGUAGUUAGUUCAUCGAAUAUAGGUAGCAACGAUAAUGAUAACGAUACCGCACGCCAAUUAGUUGAUAACAUUAAGUCAAUUGAUCUGGGCCACGACGACGCGGCCAGUCGCAAGGCUAUCAAGCGCAACUCCUCGAGCCUCAUCAGCUUCAAGUCGCUGGACAUUAACCUGAAGAGCCUGUACGCGGGCCUGCGCGCCAGGCAGUCCUCGGGCGAGGGCUCCAGGGGUGGCGGCGGCAGCGGUAGCAGCACGGCGCCCUCGAGUGGCGGCAGCAUCCGUCGCACGCCGUACUUGAAAAUCGAGGCCGUGGACAAGGACGAGGCGGAGUCGCUGCUCACGUACUGCCAGAGCCCGGGCCGCACGCUGGGCCACCGCGGCAGCGUGGACAAAUCACCGGGCUUCCUCAACACACACGCGGACCAAUCGCAGUCUCAGUCCAGUUCGCCCUACCUCUCCAUUAGCCCCCCGCACAUCCGCCGCUCCUCCACAUCGGACAUCAUCGACAAGAAGCCCGCCGGCACGGAGAGCCGCCGCCCCAGCACCAGCAGCCUGCUGCGCAAGGCCAGGGAGCGCAAGGGCAGUGAGUGUGGCGCCCGGAUGGGGCGGAGUAUCUCGCAGGGCGGUCUCACGCGCGGCGGCAAGCGUGGUGGACGCCGCACGAGCAUAGCCUUCUAAGCGCCGGCCCCUUGGCUGUCACCUAGCCGCGCCUAGGCCACCUAGGUGACAGCUGUCAAUCGAGAUAUCGUUUUGACUGAUGUUUGCACGGCUUUCCGCUGCUGAUCUCACAAAAGAAACGCAGAGCAGUGGAAAAUUGUGCAACGCGCCAGAUUAUUGUAGGAUUUGUAAUUUUGCCAUGCGUAGUUUAGGUGCUGUUGACUUCUUUCCUUGACUAUAAUCUGAAGAUGAAGAAAUGAAAAUUGCUCUAACCCAAGGAUCCAAAUCCUUGACGAAUCUCUCUCAAAACUCCACACCAUUUGGUGGGAUUUAUAGACGACCCACUGACGCAGGCGGUAUAUUUGCAAUAAAUACGCGAAUUUAGGAGUGGGUGGACUUUAGAUGACGCAGACGCGCCCUUCGCGCACUUUAUCAUUCGUUGUAAACUUGUAUAAUGCCACAUAUCGCAGAUUCUUGCCAUCCUCUUGCAUCUUGUAGGCCAUAUUCGCCAUACUCCGUGGACAUUUUCCAAUUUUCCCGCUCCAGACUUUCAAUUACAUUUCACAUCCCAAUUGGGAAGAUGUGAAGAGCCAUUCAGUGAAUCCCUCGGUGGAGAGAAAGCUCGUAGUUUGUGCACAAAAACAGCUCUUUUUUUACAAGCGCGCAAAUAAAAGAACGAGUUGGGGAUGGGAAAUUUGCAAUAUUAACAUUGCUUUUGCUCUCUCAAUUGAACACUGAAUCAAUUUUUCUCUCCUUCUCCACCCCUUUUUCCGCUCCCAUACCCCCGGCACAUUUGUGUCCUUUUUCUUGCUUUGGUGGAAUGUGAACCCAAUUCCGAUAUGGCGAAAGAAGGAAGAAGGAAAAUCCCUAUUUUUUAGCAUGAUCAUGAGCAUUUCAAACCAACAAACAUAUGAAUUUUAAAUAAAGAUGAAUAAAAAAAAAUUGUAGAAGCAACAAAAGGCACGUUUUCGCUAUUUUUAUACGGACUGUGAUUUCAUGAAUUAUGAUGAAGAAUAUUUAUUAAAAGAAACAAACAAAUAUCUUAUAAAAGGACAUUUAAAUAAAAGAUCCAAAAAAAUCCCUAGAGAUAUUAAUUUACAGCCUGAAGCAAAGAAAAAAGAGAGCGCGAAUUGAAUAGUUGAAAUGAUGCUUUUUUAAUUAAAAUACAUCUCUUAUCAUAUUAAAAAUGCUCUUCUCGCGAGGAUGUUUGCCGGAGACGCAGUUUUUUCAGUAUUCUCUUUGACAUCCACUUCCUGCCCAUGCAAAAAAGGGAGGAAAUUUACUCAAUCGCCACUAUUUAUAGUAAAAAAGAUGAAACUAACAUAUAAUUACAUUUUAAAUGAAUUUUUGCAAGGAAAUCCACACAAGGAAUAAUUAUUAAAAAGUAUAUAAAAUCAACUUUAGAGCCAAGAAGGAUAUUAAAGUGAAGAGAAAAAGGAAACUGUGUAUUAUUAGCAAUGCCGGAAGUGCAUCUUUUAGUCCAUAAAUAAAGAAAAAAAAACAGAAUUAAUAAGAGGACAAUUUGAAAAUAUAUUUCUUUCAGAGAUGAAAAAAUAUUUAUUGCAAAUAAUAUUUAUCUACUCAAGUAAUAUAUCAUUAAACAAAAUAAUUUCAUACUACAAAAGAAAAAGAAGAAAGUCCAAGGGAAAGUCUUUGAUUGCGGAAUAAACAUAGAUAGACUGUCACUUGGAAAUUUUCAUGAUUAUCCUUGUAAAGGAAAUGGCUAAGCGAUAGAUGGAAAAAGGAGCGGGAGAAAGUGCAGAGGAAGAAUUCUCAAGAGUAAAUCUUCUAUAUAUACAUUAUAUAUAUUUACUAACUUUAGAUAAUAACUGAUCGGUUUUGACUUUGACCUUAAAGGAUAUUACAAAAUGCUUAGUCGACUUUACAUGAUGAGUGAGACGCGUUUGAGGUUCAGCUGCAAUAAAGGCGACACGAUGCUAAAUCGUGUGUUCUGAGCAAAGAGCAUAUAUUAAAUAUAUAUAUUACUGUACAUUUAUAUAUACUACUGAUGAACAACUUGUAUAUUCUGACAAAUUUGUUGAAUAGUUCUUAUGUAUUUGACGACAAAAUUCUAUAUUUACACAUCUUGUAUAAUCUUUAGAAUGACUAUUUUUCAUCGUUGAUAGUGUGUGAAAGUUUAUCUUAUAUAGUUUUGUCUCCGUUGUUGAUUCUCCCUUCUUCGAUAGCAGAAAAUUGUUUAUUGUUACACGUUUUUUUAGAUAGAAGUUUGUCAAAGCUGAGCGAAGUAGUUAAAAUUUUUUUUUCAAAUUCAAUUGAAUUCACCAGGAAAUUUCUGUUGUCCUGAACUUUUAUUUAUAUGCUAUAUUUUUCUAUUCUUGCUGUAAAUAUUUCUUUCAACUAAACUUUUUAGAGCGAGAGUGACAUUUUCCCAAAGUAAAAGUGAGAGAAACUUUCUUCCUGCCAAAAGCACGAAAGAGCCUUUCAUACAGAAAGUAUUAAUAAUAUGAAAUUGAGUGACUUUUUGGGUAGUUUUUACAGUUGAUUUUCACACUUUUUCACUGUUAAACAAUCUUGACAUAGUUUAAUCUCCUUUUAUUAUUAGAAGAGUGAUGAAGAAAUCCGUCUUGAAUUUUAUCAGAAAUUGCAUUGGUGGACAGAGAAAAGACACAAUCAAUUAAACGAAGACAUUUUUCUCCAAUUAUUUUCAGACAUAGCUCUGUAAUCGUCAACUUUCAAGUCACAUCCAUCUUCAUUGGAGAAAGUCUUGAUGAGCGCGUUUGUCCCUUUUUCUCACUUAUUCUCUCAUCAGCGACAAACUCACGCAAUUGCGAAACAAUACGAGAGAAGCAAAAGAAGAGAAUUAUAUGUAAAAUUAAGUCGAAUCAUUGAUAAAAUUUUUGCUAAAAUAAAAUUGAGACAUUAAAUUCACACCAUGCUCUUAUUAAUAAAAGAAAAAAAAUUGCUACAUCAAUGCGAGGGACAGCAAGGGAAAUCUAGAAACAAUAAUUAAAGAAAAAAAUUUGAAUAUUUAAAGAGAAUUAAAUUAUAAAGUAAUAAGAAGCCAAGCUUCGCGAGAAUUUU
Messenger RNA from Phlebotomus argentipes, 3860 nucleotides. RefSeq lists its product as uncharacterized. Bases 81 to 839 code for a protein of 252 amino acids. The transcript has a single exon. Lineage: Eukaryota; Metazoa; Arthropoda; Insecta; Diptera; Psychodidae. The record is from RefSeq and is a predicted model, not a curated record.